Messenger RNA from Pangasianodon hypophthalmus (striped catfish), 4542 nucleotides. RefSeq names its product RAB11 family interacting protein 1 (class I) b (gene rab11fip1b). The record is from RefSeq and is a predicted model, not a curated record. Lineage: Eukaryota; Metazoa; Chordata; Actinopteri; Siluriformes; Pangasiidae. Gene Ontology annotation, cellular component: intracellular membrane-bounded organelle. Gene Ontology annotation, biological process: regulated exocytosis. The transcript has 6 exons. Bases 116 to 3949 code for a protein of 1277 amino acids. Gene Ontology annotation, molecular function: small GTPase binding.
AAACUUUACUGGAGCGCGAGGAGGUUUGGCGUCACUCACAGUGCAGGAUACUUUAACUUCACUUCUCCGUUAAGAAUCAAUGUUAAUCUAACAGAUAGCGCGCGAGACCUCGGUUAUGUCUUUGGCGGAUCAGAGUCUGCAGUUUUUCCCGGUGAGCGCGCGGGUGUCGGUGCUGCGAGCGCGAGGCCUCCGGAUCAAAGGGAAGGACGGCACCAACGAUGCGUACACGGCGCUGCAGGCGGGCCGCGAGACGUUCCGCACGCCGGUGGCGGAGAAGCGCGCGGAGCCGGUGUGGGGCGGGGACGAUGCCGCCUUCAUCUUCACGCUGCCGACGGAGAGCGCGCGCGCCGAGCAGGACGGCGUCCCCCUGCAGGUGCGCGUGCUGCACCGCGUCCCGCUCGGAACGGACAAGUUGCUCGGACUGACCGUCAUCAAUGUGCACGAGCUCCGGCAGGACAGCGCGCGCGAGAACCCGCAGUGGUUUAAGCUGUUAAAUAAGGCGGGGAAAGCCGAUAAGGAGCGCGGUGAGAUUCUCCUGGACAUUCAGUUCCUGAAGAGCAGCAUGAGCGUCAGCAUGAUUGACCUCUCCGACAAAUCACACUCGCGCCUUGGAAAGUUCAAGGACAAACUGCGGGGCAAAAAGAAAGACGGGCUGAGCGACUCAGCCUCCGCCAUUUUGCCUUCGGUCAGCCAGGUGCUGACAGACAGUGAGGGAGAGAUGGAAGGAGAGACGGAGGGAGAGUCACCAAAAAAGAAGAAGAACAAACUAAAGUCUCUUUUUGUUCCUAAAUCCAACAUGAAGCGUAACUCUAUGUCUCAAUCCAUGUCCUCAUUAGGGACACUUCCUGAUAAAAACUCGUCCAUCAGCUCGAGCACAUCCUCAGGCCUCAAUGUGGAAUCUUCAGAAGGGAAGAAAAAGAAGAAAUUUACCUUUUUAACACACAAGCGGAAUGGUAGCACGGACAGCAAGGCAUCCAAUCAGAGUGACUUCACCUUUGGCUCGACCAAUCAGAAUCCUCCAUCACAGAUUGAUAUUUGCAUAAAUGGCAGUCAUGUUUACAGAGAAGCAACCCAAAGUGAAGAAGUGCAGGAAAUGGAGGAGGAGGAGGAGGAGGGAGAGAAAGAGGAAGAAGAGGAGAGACGUAGAAGAGAGGAAGAAGAGCGGGAACGACUGGAGGAAGAGAGAAGGAGGGAAGCCGAAGAGGAGAGAAUGAAAAAAGAGAAAGAAGAGCAGAGGAGAAAGGAGGAGGAAGAAAAAGAAAGGAUAAGGAGAGAGAAAGAGGAGCACAGGAGAAGAAUAGAGGAGGAAGAAAAAGAGAGGAUAAGGGUGGAAAGAGAGAAGGAAGAACAAAGAAGAAAGGUGGAGGAGGAGGAAAAAGAGAGGAUAAGGAUUGAAACAGAGAAGGAAGAACAAAAAAGAAGGAUUGAGGAGGAAGAAAAAGAAAGGAUAAGGAUUGAAAGAGAGAAGGAUGAACAAAAGAGAAGGAUGGUUGAGGAAGAAAAAGAGAGGAUAAGGAUGGAGAGAGAGAAGGAAGAACAAAGGAGAAAGAUGGCAGAGGAGAAAGAAAGGAUAAGGAUGGAAAGAGAGAAGGAAGAAGAAAGGAGAAGGAUGGAGGAGGAAGAAAAAGAGAGGAUAAGAAUGGAGAGAGAGAUCAAAGAACAAAGAAGAAGAACUGAGGAGGAAGAAAAAGAAAGGAUAAGGAUUGAAAGAGAGAAGGAAGAACAAAAGAGAAGGAUGGUUGAGGAGGAAAAAGAGAGGAUAAGGAUGGAGAGAGAGAAGGAAGAACAAAAGAGAAGGAUGGAGGAGGAAGAAAAAGAAAGGAGAAGAAUAGAGGUAGGGAAUGAAGAACAAAGGAUAAGGAUAGAGGAGGAAGAAAGAGAGAGACAAAGGAUAGAGAAAGAGGAGCAGAGGAGAAAGUUGGAGGAGGAAGAAAGAAUUAGGAUGAAGAGAGAGAAGGAAGAACAGAUGAGAAAGUUGGAGGAGGAAAGAAAAAGAAAGGAAGAGAGGGAGGCAGAAGAGCUGAGGAGAAAGAUAGAGGAGGAGAAUGACAGGAAGAAGGAAGAAGAGAAGAUGAGGAUUGCUGAGGAAGAAAGGAUGAAGGAAGAGAAGAAAAGAGCAGAGAAAAAACGAAUGAUAGAGGAGGAAGAAAAACAUAAAGAGGAGAAAAGAAUUGAAAUGGAGCAAAGGUUAGCAGAUGAGAAAAAAGCCAGGGAGGAAGAAGAGAGAAGAAUAGCAGAAGAGAAGGAGAAACAACGUAAAGAAGAAGAACGAGUUAGAGAAGAAAAAGAGCGGAAGAAGGCAGAGUUGGAGAUAAAGAGAAAAGAAGAGGAGCAGAAAAGAAGGAAUAUGGAGAUAGAUGAAAAGAAAAAGAAGGAAAAACAGAUGAGAGAAGAACAGGAGGGAUUGAGAAAAGAAGAAAAUUUAUUUGAAGAAAGUGUCAUCUCACAGUCCACUGACUUCACUCGUUCAGCCAGAAUCUCCAACGUUAAACCGAGCGUGUCCGUCUCUGCAACAGUUACUCAACCAUCUAUGGCGAACACCAACCCCUUUUUGGAUGACGAUUUAGAUGCCAGCAUUUCAGAAAACAUCAUCAGUGUUGAAGAGACAACUGCUAAAAAAGGACGAGCUCCAUUACCCCCACAUAAGAAACCACAGUUAACAGGGUCAGAUGUUUCCUCCAGAGGUGUUCCUAAACAGCAUUCUCAUUUAAAAGAAGUCUCAAAACGUGCAGCACCUCAACCACCAGGUAUGAUGACCAGAGAAGUGACAGUCAAAGAAAAAACAGAUCAAGCGGGUCUUGGUCAAGGAGCAAGGAAAACCCCUGAGAGACAUCAUGCGAGCAAAGUCUCGUCAGUCUCUCAAGACGACACACAAGUUGAUACUAAUCCUUUCACAUGUGAUGGACCAGUGGCUGUAAAACACAACAAGAGACCAGCACCAAAACCAAGAAGUGGGAUAUCAGUGUCUGAAGAUAAGCCAAAAAAUGAUGGCAAAAAUCUCAUAGAAGGUACUGUUCAUCAUGAAGAAAAAGCAAGUGCUUCUAAUAGCAAAGGUAAUCCACCGAACUGGAAACUGUUGAGCAUCCCAAAUGAUAUUACAGCUGAACAUGUCAUAAGUGACCUUACUGAUGACCUGUCACAAGGAGAAAAACAUCUGGAGGACAUAGUUGAGCUUGACUCUGCAAAACCAAAUGCACCUUCAUGUGUCAAUCAGGAUUUGUGUCCAGAACCUCUGAUUUCAAACACUGAUGGACUGCCAAGCAUGGAAAGAUCCAAAAAGAAGUCUCAAGCUCCUCUUCCUCCAGCUAAACCCAAAAGAACUGGAGAUCCAAGCACACCACAUCAGCAGCCAUCUCUUCUAAACAAGACUAACCUUGAACAAGCCCAAGAGAGCCAUAGUAAUAAGAAGUACCAAGAUAAUGCAUUGGCUUCUAGUGUUGAAAUACUUGGAAUCAGCACUCCUUCAUCAUCCACAGUUUCAUCAUCACCAUUCACUCCACUUGCUGAGAAAUCACAGGUGAUGAAACCUUGUGCUACUGAGUCAUUGGAGACAGAUUCUGGUUCUGGGUCUAGCACUUUGCCAUGGGCUAAAGUGGUACCCAGUGAUGCAGGUCAAGUAAGGGAACAAGUUGCUCCCAUCUCAGUAAUCAGGCAGCAUGCUGUGAAACCCCUGAGCGCUGCAGAGAAUCAGCCUGAAAUUCAUGAAUCUCGAGUAACUGACAACACACAGCCCAAAACAACGGCUGCAAGUGCAGUGAUGAAAGGCCCGUAUUCUCAACUGACGCAGUCUGAGCUGAUCUCCCUAGCAUUGCGGCAACAGGAACAGAUUUCACAGCGUGAUGCCAGGAUCCAGGAGCUGGAGCAAUACAUCGAUAACCUGCUGGUGCGUGUGAUGGAGGAAAAACCAAGCAUUCUGAUGACCAUGAACGCCAAGAACAAAUCUAUGUGAGCACUCGAACAAGAGGAGAUGCUUAAGAAAGCAUGUAGAGAGUGAAUUAAUACUUAUAUGCUGACUUUCAGGAAGAUGAAUUCUGUCAACUCUGACAAUAGAUUUUGCUAGUAUAGCAGUCACUGCAGUGCAAAGUCUAUGGUGUUACAGUCUUUAUUACUGAGAUAAACACAUAAACAGGGGAUUUAUUCCCCCUCACAUUCAUAAACCUCUGCUCUUACUACAUAUCAUGGGACAGAGUAAAAUGUGUAACAUUGUCUUUCUACUGUUUCCUGUUUUGCAAAGCAUGGGCUUUGUUCACUAGUGGACAGAAUAAGAGCGCUCUGUACCUACUUUGUUUAAUAGUUCCCUUUUUUGUGAAACAGGGAAAAAGUCACACCUAAAACACAGUAUAUUGCCUUAUUCAAGAUAUUGUGUAAUAUGCCUGCAGUAUGAGUGCAAUACUGUAUCCCUAAAGCACUUUAAUCAGAGACAUUUUCUCCUUUUUGAAAUCUGUAAAUAUGAAUGAUUAUUUGUACUAUAUAACAUUUCAUGUGAACAUUUGAAGUGAUGUUAUCUUUCACUCUGAAAUAAAGAAUCCCUUUGCAAUAAAG